This is a messenger RNA of Argentina anserina (silverweed cinquefoil), 2056 nucleotides long. Its product is annotated as laccase-7. Bases 139 to 1836 code for a protein of 565 amino acids. Gene Ontology annotation, molecular function: copper ion binding; hydroquinone:oxygen oxidoreductase activity. The transcript has 6 exons. Gene Ontology annotation, cellular component: apoplast. The record is from RefSeq and is a predicted model, not a curated record. Lineage: Eukaryota; Viridiplantae; Streptophyta; Magnoliopsida; Rosales; Rosaceae. Gene Ontology annotation, biological process: lignin catabolic process.
CGAUAUCACAAGAGCAAUAGAAAUAUAUGCUUCAUUUUCGAUCUUUAUAGUGUACAACUAUCAUCUCGUUAUCCAUAUAUACUCUGACUUGAACAUAAGCUGAUAUCCUUCAUUCCCCAGUUCCUCCUUCCCAGCAGAAUGGCGCGCAUCGCCUUUGCGCUAGCAUGUGCCCUAGUUCUGUUAGCUUCUUCAGUAGCCUCUGCUGCCACAGUCGAGCAUUCUUUCCUUGUGAAUAACUUGACUGUUACGCGGCUGUGCCAGAAUCAACUGAUAACUGCAGUUAAUGGGAAGUAUCCAGGUCCAACAAUUAGGGCAAGAGAGGGUGACACUCUUGUCGUUCACGUCUUGAACCAGUCUCCCUACAACCUUACAAUUCAUUGGCAUGGCAUCUUUCAGCUUCUAAGUGCAUGGGCGGAUGGACCUGUAUAUGUAACCCAAUGUCCUAUACUUCCUGGAAAAAGCUUUACAUACAGAUUUAACAUCACCGGACAGGAGGGUACUCUCUGGUGGCAUGCACAUGUUUCAUGGCUCCGGGCAACCGUCUAUGGCGCCCUCAUAAUCCACCCAAGAUCCACUCAAUCCUACCCCUUCCCUAAACCCUACCUGGACGUACCAAUUAUGUUAGGAGAGUGGUGGAAUGGUAAUGUCGUUGACAUUGAGAAUCAAGGACUCGCCACCGGAGGUGCUCCCAACGAUUCCAAUGCUUACACGAUCAAUGGACUACCCGGCGACUUUUAUAAUUGCUCUCAAAACCAGAUGUAUAAGCUGAAUGUGGUGAGGGGAAAGACCUACAUGCUGCGCAUAAUCAACGCUGCACUCAAUAACCAACUCUUCUUUGGCAUAGCCAAACACAACAUGACAGUGGUAGCCGUCGACGCCUCCUACACCACACCCUACGUCACAGAAGUCGUCGUAGUCGCGCCGGGGCAGACCACCGACGUUCUCAUUACCACCAACCAGCCUGUCGGAUCUUACUACAUGGCCGCCACUCCAUACGCAAGUUCAACCAUACCAUUUCCUAACACAACCACACGCGGAGUCCUCACGUACAACGGCUACACGUCCUCGAGCGCCCCUCUCAUGCCUGCCCUUCCCAACCCUCGUGACACGUCAACGGCGCAUAAAUUCUCUAGCAAUCUGACGGGGCUAGCCGGCGGACCUCAGUGGGUUCCUGUUCCGCUUCAGGUGGACGAGCACAUGUUCGUGACAAUGGGUGUGAAUCUGGAUGUAUGUGCAGAAGGUAUGACAUGUCAAGGUCCACUUAACAACAGACUGUCCGCGAGUAUGAACAACGAGUCCUUCGUACACCCUACAACACUCUCAAUGCUAGAAGCAUCAUUUUCCAACGUGAGCGGAAUUUACACCACCGAUUUCCCCGAUAAUCCUCCGGUGAAGUUUGACUACACGAACGCGAACAUCAGCCUGGACUUGGACCUGAUCUUCGCCCCAAAAUCUACCAAAGUCAAGAAGUUGAAGUACAACUCGACUGUGGAGAUCGUGCUGCAGAACACGGCCUUUUUAGCGAUCGAAAAUCACCCUAUUCAUCUUCAUGGUUUCAACUUCCACGUAUUAGCUCAAGGGUUUGGAAACUAUGAUCCCACUAACGAUAGCAAGAAAUUCAAUCUUGUCAAUCCACAGUUACGUAACACAAUUGGUGUUCCAGUCGGAGGAUGGGCGGUAAUCAGAUUUCAAGCUAAUAAUCCAGGUGUAUGGAUGAUGCAUUGUCAUCUGGACGUGCACUUGCCCUGGGGUCUAGCCAUGGCGUUUGAGGUGGAAAAUGGACCAACUCUUUCAUCUACUUUGCCUCCACCACCACUUGAUCUACCGAAAUGUUAAAAUCCUCAACUCGAUUCCAGCAGAAGAAGCUAGCUAGUGUCACUACUAUUAUAAUAUAUUAAUUGAACAUUUCUCUGUUUUUUGUUUGUUAUGAUAUGGUUUAAUUUGGUUAUCAAUUUCAUUCAGUUAUGAUUGAAUUGAAAAUAAUUGAUUUGUAAUAAAGUUAAUAUAUGAUUGUCAAUUGUACUGUAAACAAAGCGUCAACAAUAAUUUUACUGUA